CAGGAAAGUAGAAGCCGUUUUGUUUGUUAGAAUAACAAAAACUACUUAAUGUUCUCCCCCAACACUUGCACUCUUCCAUCUCAGUUUCCCAUUCCAUCACCAUCACCAUGCCGUUGCAAUUCCCACCUCACCCUCGUCUGCUCAUCCUUCCGCCGCCGCAGUCGCAGCCACAGACGCCACAACAAGCUCUCCGUCCCCACGACCACCACCACCUCAACCUCCUCUUCCGAACAGAGGUUCGAAGCCGUCAUCGACCUCACUCCUCUUACCACCCUCCAAUCUGACAUUCGCCGACUCCUAUCGUCCGGCGAAGACGCUUACCGCGAUUUGCAAACCCUCAUCACUCUCGACCAUAACCGCAGACUUGUCGUUUCCUGUCGCCCUUCCACGUUGCAUUUCCUUGGAACUUCGGCGGCUUUGAGCUUCCUCGCCUUUUCUGUUUUCGGCAUUUUGGUUCAAUUGGUUUCUAGGUUUCGUUCUUGGCGUCGUAACGCGUCUAGCUAUAGGCCUGUUGUGCGGAGGGACCGAAGUCUCGGGGGAAAAGAGGUCGUAGUUGGGUGGGGUGAAGGCACCGAUAACAAGGCGCUGUCAAAUCCCUUAUCACCGCCGGUUGAGGAUUCUGUUGUCCAGCGCUCCACCAACAAUAAGGUUAGGGUCCAAAGGAAAUUGCCGCAAUGGUGGCCAACCAUAAUCAAUUCAAACGGUGCCAUUUCCGACCUGAACGAACAGGAGGAAUACAAGAGAGACGCUUACAGAGUGGUUCGAGCAAUUAUCAACAGUAGAUUGGGCGGAAACGACAUCAUGGAGAAUGAUAUAAUUCAAUUACGUCAACUAUGCAGAACUUCUGGUGUGCAAGUGUCUAUUGAACCCACAAAUGUUCGGGACUCCUUGUAUCGAGCGUCUGUUAACUUUGUUUUAAAUGUAUGCAGCAGGGCACCAACUUACUCUACUUCAAUCGAUAUUAAUGGUGAGGAUGCUCGGCAAUUCCUUGCUGGAUUUGCUGAAAACGUUGGCCUUGAAAAUGUUCGUGCUGCAACAAUUGUGUCCGCAGCUGUUGCAGCCCGCACCCGCUCUUGUCUUCUGCAGGCUUGGGCUCUGGAAAUGCAAGGAAAACAUGUUGAUGCUAUGGUAGAACUGUCAAAGAUAUGCCUUCUUCUACGAAUAUUUCCUCCCGAGGAAUCUUCGCCUGAAAUGGAGAUGGUUAGUCGGGGCCUAGAGAAACACUUGAAACUGGAACAAAGGAAACACCUUAUGUUUCUCUUUGGUAAGGUUUGCGGUGAGGACAGUCACAGGAUUGCUAGAGAAGCCCUUGGUUUGGUGCAUUCUCAAAAUCGUUGCACUGAUCAACUUGAAGACAGCACUGCUCCAUGAAAAAUAAUCUCAGCCUGCAGCCUCGUAC
Messenger RNA from Abrus precatorius (Indian licorice), 1399 nucleotides. RefSeq lists its product as uncharacterized. The record is from RefSeq and is a predicted model, not a curated record. The transcript is spliced from 7 exons. Bases 49 to 1371 code for a protein of 440 amino acids. NCBI's taxonomy places the organism in Eukaryota, Viridiplantae, Streptophyta, Magnoliopsida, Fabales, Fabaceae.